Molecule: messenger RNA, 2456 nt
Organism: Punica granatum (pomegranate)
Lineage: Eukaryota; Viridiplantae; Streptophyta; Magnoliopsida; Myrtales; Lythraceae
Source: RefSeq, a predicted model, not a curated record
CCGAAAAGAAACAGAACAGUCAAAAUUUCAAAAGCUCUGAAAUCAUCUCUCUCUCUCUCUCUCUCUCUCCCCCCUCUCUCUCUCUAAACCUAAAGCCACUCCGUCCGGCGGCUCGGAUUCGCGGCCGCGGGAGAAUCUCGCCGACAUUCCGGCGACGGCGGACACUGAUGAGAUUACUUGACGCCGUGCCGUGUCCUUAGGUGCGAUUCUUCUCCGAGGUGGCAUUCGCCGGUCCUCGCUCACUGUGCCUGCUGAAUUUAGUCGGUGAUUUCGGAGGCGGACAGCUGCUUCGAGUUUUCUUCCUCGAGGAGUGAUGGAGACGGGCGAAACGGUGUCGGAGGUCGCUCCGCGGAAGCUGGCCAGGCAGCUGGACUUCACCGCGGCUUGCAGGAAUUCUGCCAAUGCGGCAUCGCCGGAGCAACUCCGGCGGUCGUCGGAGCCGCGGAAUCCGUCGCGGUUACAGUUGGAGCUGCAGUUACGGUCUGGUUUGGGGUUGGAGUGUGAGUCACAGUCACAGCCGCAGCAGUCGUCGUCAGUGUCGCAGAAGCCGGCGCAGUCCCAUUCACAGCCACCGGAACGGCUAGUGCAGUUUCCGUUACAGUUGCAGCAGCCUUUGCCGCAAUCACCGGUGCAGUCAUCUUCACAGAUGCUGGUGAAGUCACCGCCUUUGCUACCUCGGAUACCACAUCCCGCGCACAGACCUCUGUCACCAGCCGCACAGGAUUCGCAGCAAGAAUCUCCCAUAUCACGCAUAAGGUUAAGUAGUGAAGUGAAAGGAGGCACACCCAAGAAACAGAAGAGAUGUAACUGUAAAAGUUCCCGGUGCUUGAAGCUGUACUGCGAGUGUUAUGCUGCUGGGAUGUAUUGUGAUGGUUGCAACUGCACCAGUUGUCAGAAUAAUGUGGAAAAUGAGGCUGUCAGGCAAGAGGCAGUUGAAUUAACUUUAGGGAAGAACCCAAAUGCGUUUAAACCAAAGAUUGAUAGCAGUCCAUUACGGUUAAAGGAUUGUGGGGAUGAAGCAGAAGCAGUUCAAAUAGUUGGAAAGCAUUACAAAGGUUGUCAGUGCAAGAAAUCAGGAUGCCUCAAGAAGUACUGUGAGUGCUUCCAAGCUGGUAUUCUGUGCUCCGACAAUUGCAGAUGCAAGGACUGCAGAAACUUUGAAGGAAGCAAAGAACGAACAGCUCUUUAUCAUGUUGGCCACGAUAGCAUGGCUAACAUCCAACAAGCAGCCAAUGCGGCUAUCUGUGGUGCUAUUGGUUCCUCUGGUUAUGGUGUCCCUCCUACACUGAGUAGAGUUAGUAUGUUCAGUGGAACAACAAAUGGCAAAUCCAUGCAGGGAAGUGCUAAACUUCAACAGGAAGACAACCGUAGAGCAUCUGCUGCUUCACUUCCUGUCUCUGCAGCUGACACUGCCAAUAUAGCACUCCGAUAUUCCAAGUACAGAUCACCGCUGGUGAAUAUUCUCCAACUACAAGAUAUAAAGAAGCUCUGCUCACUUCUGGUUGUCACUUCUAGAGAUGCUAGGAAAACACAUGCAGAGAAAGAACGCAAGUUUGGUGAGCCAGCAGAGAGGAAUGACCUCAAACUCCCGGUUUCUGAGCCCAGCCAAAGAACGGAUUGUAGUCAGAAGGAUGGUGGCAUUUCCGGAGAUCACUUUUGUAGGAUCGGAUCCCAAAGAGAUGAAACUAGUAGCUCUGCAUCAGAUGUAGAUAAUAAGCAGAAUGAGAGGCCGAUGUCUCCUGGAACUCUCGCUCUAUUGUGUGAUGAGAGAGAUUCUCUAUUUCUCGAAGAAGGGUUGCAAGAGGGGACUACCGAGCGUACCCGAAUCACAAGUAAUAAUUCAUAUAGAUGUGACUCCACAAUCUAUGCAGAACAGGAGAAACUCGUCUUGACAAAUUUCUGUGAUUUUCUUACCAAGCUCAUCAGUUUGACUGGUGGGAGUACUGACGGUACGGCACUGAGACCAGCACUCCGGACUGAGACCAGAAACGAGCAAAAUCCAGUGGCUAUGGACGUGAAUGGUGGAAGCAAAAGGAAGGAACACAGCGAGGAGCCUUACUCCAAUGGCACGGUAGCCUUUCCAGCUGCAUCAACUAAACAAUCGUCUCAGGCAGUCAUUGGAGGUGUAACCUCUAGUCCCGAUCCAUUUUUGAACAUUGGAUUGUCGAUAGGGAAUGGGCAAGGAGAAAUCAGAGAUCAAGAUUGAGAGCAAGGUUUGAUUUCAGCUGACAAAGGGAACAAAGCUUGACCGUGAUAUAGUAUUCUUUCUUCGGGGGAACAAAACUUUACCAUGGUAUAGUAUAUAUUCUUUCCUCGGCAGUUUGGGUUUCUCUUGCUUCAUUCACAUUCAUUCUCAAGUCCAAUGGAUGUUGUCGUAUGAACAUUUCAUUGCGGCUCUGCCACAUCUCUUUGCUUCGCCACAGAAAGCUCCUUUAUAAGUGUUUUGUUUUCCUUUU